Thermothielavioides terrestris NRRL 8126 is the source of this 1444-nucleotide messenger RNA. RefSeq lists its product as uncharacterized. Gene Ontology annotation, cellular component: nucleus. The transcript has a single exon. The record is from RefSeq and is a predicted model, not a curated record. Bases 113 to 1048 code for a protein of 311 amino acids. NCBI's taxonomy places the organism in Eukaryota, Fungi, Ascomycota, Sordariomycetes, Sordariales, Chaetomiaceae.
AUUUUCGAGCGUGACAGCUCCAAUCUUAUCCGUGCAACCUCUGGCUUCUCUCGCGAUCGUGCCGCCCGCCGAGAUUCCUCUUCCCAGCGCUCUGCAUAUCAUUCUUCAAACCAUGGAUUGCUCCUGCCGAACUGCAGCCCUGAGGAUUUUUGUCAAGAGCGUCGCGCAGGUUCACGUUCCUGUUCGCGCAAAGACGCCCCGCCUGGCGCAAUACCAAGCCCAGGUCCUCUACUACCAACCCGGCUGGCUCUGCAAACAGAGGGCGGCCUCCGCCCUUCCCUCCGCGCCACGAGCCUUGCACACUUCAUGCGUCAGGAACGGCGCAGCGACAGCCGCGCAGGCCGGCGAAGGAGACGUUCAAAAUUCGAGCGAUCACGAGGCCGCGAGGGUGACGGAGACGAAACCUCCCGUGUCUGAACAGGCGGCCGACCGCUCCAAGGAGACCAAAACCCAAGACGCUGGCCCAGAUCCCACGAGCGCAGCCUCACAGCAGGAAAAGACCGCGGAAACUGGGCUCAAGAGCUCGGAAAAGAAGGCUAAGAAGGACAAGAAAGAAAAGAAAUCCAAGCCCAAGGCCGAGGACGAGGACGAAGAUGCCAACCAUCCUCCCCCGAAGAAAAAAGAGCCCUGGAUGAUCCAGAAGGAGGCGCUGAAGAAGAAAUUCCCUGAGGGCUGGAACCCGCGGAAAAAGCUGUCGCCCGACGCGCUCGUCGGCAUUCGCAUGUUGCACAAGCAGUUCCCCGAAGAAUACACGACAGAGGUGCUGGCACAGAAAUUCGAGGUUUCGCCUGAGGCGAUCCGCAGGAUUCUCAAGUCAAAGUGGAACCCGGAUCCCGACGAGGAGAUGGAUCGACAGCGAAGAUGGUUCAACAGAGGCAAAAGGGUCUGGACGCACUGGGCCGCGCUGGGCAAGAAGCCGCCGAGGAAGUGGCGCGCCGUGGGCAUUGUCCGCGAUCCUUCCUGGAACAUCCCGAGGGGCCCGACGCACAAAGACAAGGCAGCUCGUGCCGAGGCGCAACGGAGGCUUGCGAAGGGCAUGCUGGGGUGACCUCCUAACGGGUCGGGGAGACACGAGAAGAGAGGCAUCGUUGCGCUUUCGCGCACUGGUUUGGCACAUGCGCAUGCUGGCAGGCUUGUCAACUAUUAUGGUCUCGUAAGAUGCGCAUGUAUGAAUAUGGACUGUACGAUAUUGAACCUCUCCAUCACCUCAGAUCCCGCAAUACAUGACAACUCAGUGUGACCUGAGCUCCCGUCAACAAUCCAACCCUCCAUUCCUGGACCCUCGUCCGGCAUUCAGGGGCCAAUAGACGCACGCCCGGUUCGCUGUGCCAUUUUGGUGCAGGCCAGGCCCGUGCUACACUGCAGUGUGAUUAGUGAAUGCAACCUCGCGGCUCGUCGCUUAAAGUCGCCCACAGGGCAUCCUGAGCUGAACUCUUGCUUGAUC